This is a messenger RNA of Aspergillus calidoustus, 1302 nucleotides long. The record is from the annotation of a GenBank genome assembly. Lineage: Eukaryota; Fungi; Ascomycota; Eurotiomycetes; Eurotiales; Aspergillaceae.
AUGGGAAAGAAGAGACGUGGUCCAACUUUGGAAGAGCUUCUUGCUCAACCAUUCUGUUACUACUGCGAAAAGUCAUUCAUAGACAUGAAAGUGCUCAUUGGGCAUCAAAAAGCGAAGCAUUUCAAGUGUGAGCGAUGUGGGAGGAGACUCAACACAGCGGGAGGUUUGUCGGUCCACAUGAGUCAGGUACACAAGGAACAGCUAACGGCUGUCGACAACGCGCUCUCAAACCGGUCAAGCCUUGACGUCGAAAUCUUUGGCAUGGAAGGUAUUCCGGAAGAUGUUAUACAGUCCCACAACCAACGCGUCAUUGCCCAAUAUCAGCAAGAGGAGGCAGAGCGACAAGCCAUCACUGGCAACCCUCCUCCAGGCGCGUCGAGUUCCGGCGGACCACCGGCAAAGAAGCCGAAAACGGAAAACAUCUCGGAGUUGAAGAAGCGCUUGGCGGAGCACAAGGCUAAGAAGGCCGAAGCUCGAACUGGAGGAAGUAGCGGCGAAGCGACCCCGGUCGGCGCGGGCCUGACUCCGACUCCUACUUCAAACGUGGCUGGCUUUACGCAAUCUCCCGCGAACCCCGUCGCUCCGGCGCAAGCGGCGUUCUCUUAUCCUCAACCAUACGGAGGGGCUGCUUCCCCAUACCAAUCAACGGCAAGUCCUGUUUACCCAAGUUUUUCACCAGGUGGGCAGCCACAGUUCCCUCCGUCUACGCAAUACUCUACCCCCGUCGGAUACUCGCCACAACCUGUUCCAGGGUACGGAAACACACCACCGCAGUUGCACCAGCAACAGACUCUUCAGGCCAACCUUCCUCAGACGACCGCAUUCCCUCCCCGAACGGGAAGCCUACCAGCGGCACCAAGUCUACCACAGCGACCUGCAGUUGGUGCCCCCCAGGUCAACGCUUAUCAGCUACAACAAAUGCACAUGGGGCACCCUCUUCCCGAAGGAUCGGUUGUGCCUGGUGUAGCUAAUGGAGAAAGACCCGCAGCCACACCGUUUUCUUCUUCCAUCGACGACCUCAUUUCUGGCGCUGCCAAGGAAGCCGAUCAAGCAGCGGCCGCAAGUGCAGCACCCAAACCCGCGGAGACCGUGGAAGAGAAGCCGAGCAAGAAAGACAAGUCCAAGCAGUCGAGGCUGGUGUAUUCAGAUAAUGAGACCAGCCCGGAGGAGAAGAUGGCUAGAUUGCCAAGGUACGCAUUCGCUCCUGAUCGUCGGACGGAGACGACGCUUGAAGAGCUUCCUUCCUCAGCAGUCGUGGGAACAAUCCGCGAAUCGGAAACCAUUGUCGACCGAGCGCAAUAA